Messenger RNA from Pleuronectes platessa (European plaice), 7982 nucleotides. It is a transcript of the gene ptch1, whose product is annotated as patched 1. Lineage: Eukaryota; Metazoa; Chordata; Actinopteri; Pleuronectiformes; Pleuronectidae. Gene Ontology annotation, molecular function: hedgehog receptor activity; smoothened binding; hedgehog family protein binding. The coding region runs from base 411 to 5090 and encodes 1559 amino acids. The record is from RefSeq and is a predicted model, not a curated record. Gene Ontology annotation, cellular component: plasma membrane. The transcript is spliced from 24 exons. Gene Ontology annotation, biological process: smoothened signaling pathway.
AGGUCUUUUCUCCUCUUCUAUUGAAUCUCAGAGUUGGCCGUGACGCGCGGCCCAGGGGAAGACCACAUCGAUCUCAGCAGAAUGCCACGACCGUCGAGUGCUCUCACCCUCCUUCCACUCGUGCACGGGGAUCACUUUACGCACGGCGCUUUCUGAGAGAAACUUCACAACUUUUUGGGUUUUUCCUCCAGAGGCUCGGCGAGUGCGGUGGAAGCGGCGGAGACCUCCGGAUCACGCAAUGUUGGGAUGGAAGGCGCAGACUUUGACUCGCCGUCUCCGACCGGAGUAUGAAGCCCUACUUCACGGGAUCUCCGAGAGUGAAACCCUGCCGCCGCCGCGGGAUAUCGCUGCACGCUUUCGGGGAGCUACACUAACGUGGGAAUCGGUGACCACCGCGCAGUCCCCGCAACAUGGCCUCGGCUGCUAAUGCGCCCUCCGAGCAGGAAAACAGAGACCCCGAUCGGCCGAGAGUAACGCGGAGGAACAGGGGGGACUAUACCCGCGGCACACCGCUGGAUUUGGAGUAUUUGCAGCGGCCGAGCUACUGCGAUGCCGGCUUCGCUUUGCAGCAGAUAACAGAGGGGAAGGCGACCGGGAGGAAAGCCCCUCUAUGGCUGAGAGCGAAGUUCCAGAGACUCUUAUUUAGGCUGGGCUGCUACAUACAAAAGAACUGCGGAAAGUUCUUGGUGGUGGGCCUCAUGAUUUUCGGAGCUUUCGCCGUGGGCUUGAGGGCGGCUAAUUUGGAGACGGACGUGGAGAAACUCUGGGUGGAAGUCGGCGGACGUGUGAACCAGGAACUGAGGUACACGCGGCAGAAGAUCGGUGAAGAGUCCAUGUUUAACCCUCAGUUGAUGAUCCAGACGCCGCGGGAGGAGGGAGCCAGCGUCCUCACGGUGGAGGCGCUCCUGCAGCACCUGGAGUCAGCCCUGCGAGCCAGCAGAGUUCAUGUUUACCUUUACAGCAGACAAUGGAAAUUAGAAAAUUUAUGCUACAAAUCAGGAGAUCUUGUCACGGAAAUUCCUUUUAUGGAUCUGUUCAUAGAAAAGCUACAUCCCUGCCUCAUCAUCACCCCUCUGGACUGUUUCUGGGAGGGAGCCAAGCUCCACUCUGGAAUGCUCUAUCUCCAAGGUAAAGACCCUCUUCAGUGGACCAACUUGGACCCUAAAGACUUCCUUGAGGAACUGCGAGGGACCGAUAUCGCCGUGGAAGCCUUUGAGGACAUGUUGGAAAAGGCAGACGUUGGACACGGCUACAUGGAUAGACCCUGUCUGAACCCUGCUGACCCCGACUGCCCCCUCACCGCGCCCAACAAGAACUCAACUAAGCCGUUCGAUGUGGCGCGGGCCCUGAACGGCGGCUGCCAUGGUCUGUCCAGGAAGUACAUGCACUGGCAGGAGGAACUGAUCGUGGGAGGGACCACCAAGAACGGCAGUGGACCCCUGCUCAGUGCCCAGGCCUUGCAGACCAUGUUCCAGCUGAUGACUCCCAAGCAGAUGUUCGAGCACUUUCGCGGCUACGAUGAUGUUUCCCACAUCAACUGGAACGAGGAGAAGGCAGCAGCCAUAUUGGAAGCCUGGCAGCGGAGAUACUCUGAGGCGGUGCUGCAGAGUGUGGCAGCAAAUUCGUCUCAGAAGGUCUUGUCCUUCACCUCAACCACUCUGGAAGAUAUUCUCAAGUCCUUCUCUGACAUUAGUGUCAUCCGCGUGGCCAGUGGAUACCUGCUGAUGCUGGCCUAUGCGUGUCUGACCAUGCUGCGGUGGGACUGUGCCAAGUCUCAGGGCGCCGUGGGGCUGGCGGGCGUCCUGCUGGUGACACUGUCGGUGGCAGCGGGCCUCGGCCUCUGCUCUCUCCUCGGCAUCUCCUUCAAUGCUGCGACCACGCAGGUGCUGCCCUUCUUGGCUCUGGGAGUAGGAGUGGACGACGUCUUCCUCCUCGCUCACGCCUUCAGUGAGACCGGGCAGAACAAGAGGAUCCCGUUCGAGGACCGUACGGGGGAGUGUCUGAAGAGGACCGGGGCCAGCGUGGCCCUCACCUCCAUCAGUAACGUCACAGCAUUCUUCAUGGCAGCCCUCAUCCCCAUCCCGGCGCUCCGAGCCUUUUCUCUGCAGGCUGCAGUGGUUGUGGUGUUUAACUUUGCCAUGGUGCUGCUCAUCUUUCCCGCCAUCCUCAGCAUGGACCUCUACCGUCGAGAGGAGCGACGCUUCGACAUCUUCUGCUGCUUCUACAGCCCAGGGGCCAAUCGUGUGAUCCAGAUCGAGCCUCAGGCGUACCUGGAUGGGGCGGACGGGAGUCGCUACAGCCCUCCCCCGUCCUAUCGCACCCCACCUCCCACAUAUCGCACUCCUCCCCCGAGCUACAGUAGCCCUCCUCCCUCCUACAGCAGCCAUGGCUUUGCCCAGCAGACUGAAAUCACCAUGCAGUCCACAGUGCAGCUCAGGACAGAGUAUGACCCCCGAACUCAGGUCUUCUACACCACAGCCGAGCCCACUUCCCAGAUCUCCGUUCAGCCCAUCAAUACGGCUCAGACCCGGAGCAACCCAAGUGACUAUUACUGCAGCAACGCCAACGCCAACAGGAGCAGCGGCAGCAAUCUCAACAACAACAAUAGCGGGAGCCGGAGCAAUGGUGGGUCCAGAGGUCCCGCCACCUUUCCCCACCACCACCCCGCCCCUCCUCCUGCAGCCCCGACAGCUAGCUCGCUCCCUCAGUGCGAUGCGGCCCCGUCGGCGGGUCAGAGCCCGGAGAACAACAGCUCCACACGGAACCUGCUGUCCCAGUUUGGAGAAGCCUCGCUGGGCCUGCGCUGCCUGGAGCCUCGCUGCUCCCGCUGGACCCUGGCUUCUUUUGCUGAGAAGCACUAUGCCCCGUUUCUCCUGCAGCCCACCACCAAGGUGGUGGUGAUCGUGCUCUUUCUCUGCCUGCUGGUCGUCAGCUUGUACGGGACCACCCAGGUGAAGGACGGCCUGGAGCUGACGGACAUCGUGCCCAGGGAGACCAGCGAGUACGACUUCAUCGGCGCCCAGUUCAAGUUCUUCUCCUUCUACAACAUGUACGUGGUGACGCAGCGGGCCGAGUACGCCAAGAUCCAGCCGCUGAUGCACCAGCUCCACCGGAGGUUCCUCACCGUCCGCUACGUGCUGAAGGAGGACAACGGGCAGCUGCCGCGCAUGUGGCUUCACUACUUCAGGGACUGGCUGCAAGGUCUUCAGCAGGCGUUUGACAAGGACUGGGAGGCCGGCCGCAUCACCCUCAACAGCUACAAGAACGCCUCUGACGAUGGCGUCCUGGCGUACAAGCUCUUGGUGCAGACGGGACGCAGAGAGAAGCCCAUCAACUUCAACCUGUUGACUCGUCAUAGGCUUGUGGACGCAGAUGGGAUCAUCAACCCCGGGGCUUUCUACAUCUAUCUGACCGCCUGGGUCAGCAACGACCCCGUGGCGUACGCCGCCUCGCAGGCCAACAUCCGCCCACACCCUCCAGAGUGGCCCCACGACCGCACCGACUCCAUGCCCGAGACACGCCUCAGCAUCCCGGCUGCCGAGCCCAUCGAAUACGCACAGUUUCCCUUCUACCUCAACGGGCUCCGCGAGACGCCGCAGUUUGUGGAGGCCAUCAAGAGCGUGCGAGCCAUUUGCAGCAACUACAGCCGACAGGGCCUGCCCUCCUACCCCAAUGGCUACCCCUUCCUGUUCUGGGAACAGUACAUUAGUCUGCGCCACUGGCUCCUGCUGUCCAUCAGCGUCGUGCUUGCCUGCACCUUUCUGGUCUGCGCGCUCUUCCUGCUCAACCCGUGGACCGCCGGCAUCAUCGUGUUGGUGCUGUCCCUCAUGACCGUGGAGCUGUUUGGCUUCAUGGGGCUGAUGGGAAUCAAGCUGAGCGCCGUACCGGUGGUGAUCCUCAUCGCCUCCGUGGGCAUCGGAGUGGAGUUCACCGUCCAUGUGGCCCUGGCGUUCCUGACCGCCAUAGGGGAUCGUCACAGGCGGGCCGUGCUGGCAUUGGAGCACAUGUUUGCUCCGGUGCUCGACGGAGCCUUUUCUACCUUAUUAGGUGUCCUGAUGCUUGCAGGCUCCGAGUUCGACUUUAUCGUCAGGUAUUUCUUUGCCGUGUUGGCCAUUCUCACAGUUCUGGGAGUGCUGAAUGGUCUCGUACUUCUCCCAGUGUUACUGUCAUACUUCGGCCCCUAUCCAGAGGUCACACCUGUGGAUGGUCGUAGCCGGUUACCGACCCCGUCCCCAGAGGCCCCACCUCACGUGGUCCACUUCUCAGUCCGACCUCACAACACAACCACAGCCACCAUCUCCGGUGCAGCCUCAGACUCUUCCGACUCGGAGUACAGCUCCAACACCACGGUGUCCGGCAUCAGCCAGGAGGUGCAGAACUACAACCUGCCCUCGCGCAGAGGGGCAACCCGAGCGGAGGAGCAGCAGUACCACCUCCAGACCAGCAGAGGCAGAGCAGUCAGGCCAGAGGAGGACAGGAGAGCAGGAUCAGGGCACAGGCGCUCAGCCAGACAGCCCGACCCUGCAGCCUAUGUGACUUCGUCUGUCUCCUCUCAGGGUUGUGAUUCUGGGCCCCAGCCAGGAGCCACUCGGCGCAACAGCAGCAGGAACCCCAAGAGCCAGCUGCACUGGCAGGUCCCGCCCCCAGCCCGCCCGCGCAUGGACGCUUUUGAAACUCCUACUGAGGCUGGGGGCCAUUAUGGCUCAAACAGCCAUAGAGAACACUCAGCAGGCCACAGAGCCCGCUCUUCCCACAACCCACAACCUAACCACCACCUCCCACACCACCACCCCAACUCUACCCCAUAUUGCCAACCCAUCACUACGGUAACAGCGUCGGCCUCCGUCACCGUUGCCGUUCACCCGGCCCCCUUGUCCAACCAGGGCCCCUCCACUUCCUCUUACCCAGGGUACACUGCAACGGACAGUUACUGCCCCUCAGGGCCAGAGGCGCCAGAGGCUGCUUUCCAGGACCCACACGUGCCCCUGGACACCCAGACAGGGUCCAGGGGAGACACGGUGGAGGCCAUGGAGCUCCAAGAUCUGGAGUUUGAGGCAGCUGAGAGCAACCAGGGCAGACGGGCGAGCUGAGUUGUGGGGAACGGACGUACAACGGCCAAAGAUGGACUCCUCUCUAUUACUAAGCAGCUGACCUGGCCUGGCACAGCCCGGCUCACCAGCCCCAACCCCCCCGGCCUUAAAAAGCGAGAAGACUCGCCAGUGUUGCCGUCAUGGUCAUGGUGCUCAUUCUUACUGUAACCCAGUGGACUUCUGUCUUAGAUAUUAGAUUCUAUCAAUAUUUAAAAGAUGUAUACAUAUGUAAAUAUGAACAAAAAGUAGCUAUAAUUUUAGGAGCCGUACAACUCCUCAUGGUAACAGACUGGGGCUGCCAUUUUAUAUGGUGUGUGUGUGUGUGUGUGUGUGUGUGUGUGUGUGUGUGUGUGUGUGUGUGUGUGUGUGUGUGUGUGUGUGUGUGUGUGUGUGUGUGUGUGUGUGUGUGUGUGUGUGUGUGUGUGUGUGUGUGUGUGUGAGUGUGUGUGAGUUUGUGUGUGCGUGACUUAGUGAGUGAGUGAGAGAAAGAAAGAGAGAGAGAGAGAUCGAUUUCUGAUUACUGUUCACUCAUCUGUGGAUCUGUGCCAUUAGGAAGCUUCAUCCAGACAAAUGUACCUGCCAGCACGCAACGUUGCUGCUCAAAAUAUUUUUUUAAAUGAUAUACAUUUAUAACUCUAUGCAAAUGUCUUUUUAAACAAAACAAGUGAUCUUUCUACUUAAAUGUGUGUGUGUGUGUGUGUGUGUGUGUGUGUUUGCGUAUACAUGUGUUUUUGUAUUUGUGUGAAUGUGUGUGUUCGUAUACGUGUUUGUGUUUGUGUGUGUGUGUGAGUGUGUAGUGUUCUAUGAUGUGAAACAGCCCCAUUAUUUUCUGCCUUCUACAUCAGAUUCAUCCUCAGAACAGUCUAACAGUUAAACUCAUUUAAAACAUGAGGGAAAUUGUUAGUCAUCAAACAGGGCCAUGGUAUAUAUAUAUAUAUAUAUAUAUAUAUGUAUAUUUGUGUGUGUGUUUGUGUGUCUUUUGUGUGUUCAUUAUUGUAUAAAGGUACGCAUCUUAAACUAUUAAUUUUUUUAUCACAAACUUGUGGUAGUUAUGAAACAAUUACUGUUUAACUUGACACGCUAUGCGUGCUAUUUAAGAUGAGCAGAUAUGAAGAAUUUUGUUUUGUUUUGUUUUUUGGUUAUGGCCUCUGCAUUGGAACCUGUUUCUGCUCUCAGCUUUGUAUCAGUGUUCGGCUGCUCUCUGGUUUAAUUUUUUACUGUAAAGGUUGUUUUGUUUAACCCUAGCAGGCUCAAUACAGGUUCUGUCAUUUAAACUGACACACAAAUAUCAAACCCACCUCAGAAACUCGCGGUGCCAUUACAGGGACAUUCACGUUACUGAUUUUCUUCUGGAACAGGGUCAACAACAGGGGGCGCUAACUCUGCUCCCUUAGUGACUGUGUCUAACGGAUAAGCUAAAGUUCAAACUGUAUACUGUACGACCACGUUCAACUUCGCACUCGAUUACGUUCAAGCAUCAUUCUCACCAAUAUCUCACCUCAAGUUACUUUUUGUUUCUGUUCAACCAAUAAGCUAGCCCCUGCAGCCUGCUCAGGGCUAAGCCCUAUAUGGCCUGACAGUGUAUCUAAUGUGUGUCUUAGUUUAUAUGUGUGUAAACAUUCAUGUUUGUGUGUAUGAGUUUAUCCUCUUAAUCUGUCCCAGUUCUCCUUUAGUGACAGUAAAGAUAACUGGCCCCAAUUUGGCCUCAGCGUCCUCUCUGACCUCAGCUCAUAAAAAUCCACAACAUAACGCCGUGACACUAAUUGGGACCCCUCACCCCUUCCUCCAAAUGCCAAAUGGCACAGCCCAUAGCCUCAGGGGGGAGAGUUUACACCACCAGCACCUCGCUUCACUUGCAAUGGCCAGUUUCUAUCUGUAUGUGCGUCUAUGUCAGCAUGCAAAUGUGUGACCCCCCCCCCCCCCCCCGACCCCCUGUUUCCAGACUUGUAGGUCCCUCAAUCACUGCCUCAGUUUGCCUCUCACUUCCUGUUGAACACAUGUAGCUCUUCCCUGAAGUCUUAGCAGUUUUACACUCUCUGUCCACCGUGUUACGUCAGCUGCUUGCAUGAAAUAGGUUGUUCUGUAUUUUGUUUUUUUGUUUUUUGUUUUCUCCCGAUGUCACAUUGGCAGUAGCGGAGAGAAUCAUCGCUGGCAACUAUUUUAUUCAUUUUUUAAUGUUCUUGUUUUCAACGUUGAAUUGCGAUAUUUAUAUUUUUGUAAUAUAAAACAUGUUUUUGUUCUUUUCUUUCGUCAAUGUUGUGAUGCCAGUGGAUAAAAAAUGCAGGGAUUUUUAUGUCUAUUGAAAAAAAAACACUAUUACAGUUUAUUCUGUAUAAAGUGAUCUGUAUAAAGUGCUUACUAAUGUUAAAUAGGAAAAAAAGAGUAUAUAACAUUUUACACUACAGGUCUCAUCAUAGCUCUUAGAGGAUUUUAAAAGGAAAAAAAAAUCAGUGGUUCUUCCAGACUACCAUUUUGGUCUUGGUUGGCGUGGAUGUAUGCUGUUUUCAGUUACAAAGAUAAAUGUAUGCCAUAUAAUUUAUUUAUAUGAAAAUUUAUUUUUGUAGUGUACAUAGUAGUUGUCAAGGUAUUUGACAGAAGUAUAUUUUUAAAGAGUUUAUAUGUAAUGAUAUACCAUAACAGAAAAGGUGCACACUUUCAUUGCUAACUGUCUUUUGAGACAACAUCAACACCUCCCCCUUCAGUAUUAUGUUCCAGUCCUUGGAGAGAGACAGCUGUUUCUAUGGGUUCGUCAAAGGCUAGCCAUGAAAGUAGAAAAUUGUACUAGCUCUCUAAAUAUUAAUGUUCAAACACUGAUAGAAUUCUAACAAAUAAAAAUAUUAUAACUUAUUUGUCUCUUUGUUCAUAACUUUAAUAAAUGGAAACUUAAAAAGA